Molecule: messenger RNA, 2269 nt
Organism: Equus quagga
Lineage: Eukaryota; Metazoa; Chordata; Mammalia; Perissodactyla; Equidae
Gene: GATM
Product: glycine amidinotransferase
Exons: 9
Coding region: 77-1348 (423 amino acids)
Biological process (GO): creatine biosynthetic process
Cellular component (GO): mitochondrion
Molecular function (GO): amidinotransferase activity
Source: RefSeq, a predicted model, not a curated record
CGCGCUCUCGGGAGGGUCGGACGCAGGCGGCGGAGCAGCAGGAACGUUCCGCUCGUGGACCAGCAGGGUGCGGACGAUGCUUCGGGUGCGGUGUCUGCGCGGCGGGAGCCGCGGCGCUGAAGCGGUGCACUACAUAGGUUCUCGGCUUGGAAGAACCUUAACAGGAUGGGUGCAGCGAACUUUCCAGAGCACCCAGGCAGCUACAGCUUCCCCCCGGACUUCCUGUGCAGCUGAUGACAAGGCCACUGAUGAUCUUCCCAAAGACUGCCCUGUCUCCUCUUACAACGAAUGGGACCCCUUAGAGGAAGUGAUCGUGGGCAGAGCAGAAAAUGCCUGUGUUCCCCCAUUCACCGUGGAGGUGAAGGCCAACACGUAUGAAAAGUACUGGCCAUUUUACCAGAAGCGUGGAGGCAACUAUUUUCCCAAAGAUCACUUGAAAAAGGCUGUCGCUGAAAUUGAAGAAAUGUGCAAUAUUUUAAAAAUGGAGGGAGUGACAGUGAGGAGGCCUGACCCCAUUGACUGGUCCGUGAAGUAUAAAACUCCUGAUUUUGAGUCUACGGGUUUAUAUGGUGCGAUGCCUCGAGACAUCCUGAUAGUUGUGGGAAAUGAGAUCAUCGAGGCUCCCAUGGCAUGGCGUGCUCGCUUCUUUGAGUACCGUGCAUACCGAUCAAUUAUCAAAGACUACUUCCACCGUGGUGCCAAGUGGACAACGGCUCCUAAGCCCACAAUGGCUGAUGAGCUUUAUGACCAGGAUUACCCCAUCCGUUCUGUAGAAGACAGACACAAAUUGGCUGCUCAGGGAAAAUUUGUGACGACUGAGUUUGAGCCAUGCUUUGAUGCUGCUGACUUCAUUCGAGCUGGAAGAGAUAUUUUUGCACAAAGAAGCCAGGUUACAAACUACCUGGGCAUUGAAUGGAUGCGUAGGCAUCUUGCUCCAGACUACAAAGUGCACAUCAUCUCCUUUAAAGAUCCCAAUCCAAUGCAUAUUGAUGCCACCUUCAAUAUCAUUGGACCUGGUCUUGUGCUUUCCAACCCUGAUCGACCAUGUCACCAGAUUGAUCUUUUCAAGAAAGCAGGAUGGACCAUAGUGACUCCUCCAAUACCCGUCAUCCCAGAUGAUCACCCGCUCUGGAUGUCAUCCAAAUGGCUUUCCAUGAAUGUCUUAAUGCUAGAUGAAAAGCGUGUUAUGGUGGAUGCCAAUGAAGUCCCGAUUCAAAAGAUGUUUGAAAAGCUGGGUAUCAGUACCAUUAAGGUUAACAUUCGGAACGCCAAUUCCCUGGGAGGAGGCUUCCACUGCUGGACUUGCGAUGUCCGGCGCCGAGGCACCCUGCAGUCCUACUUUGACUGAUCAGGCCUGGUGGGGCUUGUGGCUUGGCCUCAAAUAAACCUAGGAAGCUUAGGGAUAAGGUUCACUCUCUCGCUUUAAAAACUGCAUGAACUGUAGUGCUUUAAACAAUCAUAUCCUUAACAGGGGUCUUAAGCCUGGUUUAUUUUUAUUACUUUUCUUCGAUAUAAGGAAAAUAACUCGUGCUAGGUCUUGCUCUCCACUCCUAAAUUUACUAUUUGGCUUGAAGCGUAAAAAUUUGGUGAAUGUGUUCCAAGACAAAAAUUAGUCAUUUGAGUAACUUGGCCACUAAUAUUUAACCAUCUACCUCUGUUUUUAAUUUUCUUUCCAAAAGGCAGCUUGAAAUGUUGGUCCUAAUCUUCAUUAUUUUUUUCCUUUUUGCUAGACUUUUGAAUGUUUGUAUCACUUCUUUUCUCUAAAUGAGAGAAAGAAUGUACACAGAUCUUAAGUAGAACUAGAUAAUUCUCUCUUUUUCUACUAGGAUUUUGAUAACUUUUAAUUUUUUGUUUUUAAAAAAAUAACAGACUAUGCAAACAUUUAAGUGAAUUUUCCAUAAAUGUUUUUAAUAUUCUCAUCUCAGCAUUGGUGAUAUUUGCUACUAAAACCUUUUCAUACAACUUACCUCAUUUCAAGUGAUUUAUUUGAAUAUCUUUUUCUUCUCUGUCCAAAACUUUACAGAAAUAUUUAGUGCAAUAGGAUAUAACUAUCAGUUCCUAUCCUUAAAUUUUGAUGUUCAAUAUCUAAUGGGUACGUUGUAUCUUUGGUAAACUAAGAUUUGUUUACAGAUGUGCAAAUUAUUUAAAAUGCAGACUUUAAAAACAUUAAAAAAACUAAUGGAGGUAAAACCUACAUGCGAUGUGAAAUAAUUUUAAUGUUGGAUAUUGCACAUGGAUUUUUACUCUAAUAAACUUUUGUGUUACAGAA